GACUUUCCAGACGGCAGGCGGGACUCGGAGACGCUCCUCUCGGCUGCUGUGGGUCCGUUGGUCCAUCCCGGUUCCUAUUGUCUCCGCGUUUCCACUCCUUCCAGACGAACCCGAAGACGACUCCCCAAACUUGGCCGUUUUUCUUCCUCCGCUCGGACCCGCGGCGCGUUUUUUUUUGUUGUUUUUUUUGGAGACUUGGCUGAGAAUUGGACCGUCUCCCUGCGCGAAAUUUGGACACGCUCCUCUGUGUGAGUGCGUUUUUAAUUUAACACAAUUUCCAGCGGAGAGCCAGUGAAUGAAGGGACCAAUGGCUGACUGGUGCUGGUGAUCUGGGAAUCCGCUCCGGUGAAUUUUUACGCACCGUUUCGUGUCUGGAUAAGAUCCGGUGGAUGAGAGCGGUGGUGUGUUGGAGGUACAGACGCGGGGUUUUUGGUGAAGGAUGCUCCGUUACUGCCCCUGAGAGGAGCGGCAGGAGAGGAGAGGAGAGGAGAGGCUGGAACCACUUUCACUUGUUUUCUCCACCCUGGAACAAAUUAGGCUGCUUCCAUCAGGAUUGUUUCAUCUGGGGAGAAAUCCGUCUCAUCUCACAUCUGCUGUCUUCUGGAUCCAGCUCUAAUGAGGAUCACUGGAAAGUCAGUUAUUUAACAGGAAUCCGGUUGAGAUGCAGCUGAUCUGAAGCCUCCGUCUCUGUGGAACUUGACUCCCCAGAAGGCCCACCUUCGCCCCCCCAACAUCUUCCAGCCCUCGACCCCCCAUGUGUUCUGGAGCUCCUCAGCCUGGUAGCGUCUGAAUGAAGUAGCCGCCAGAAGGUUGCUGCUCCCCGAGGCUUCCAGCCGGGCUGCCGGCCAGCCAGACGGCCCUCUGGAGGGUUCCUUUGGAUCUUGAAGCAGAGGUUCUGGGCCCCACGUGGACGCCAUGGGCUGCUGUAGCGGCAGGUGCACCUUGGCCUUCAUCUGUGGCAUGCAGCUGGUGAGUGUGUUGGAGCGCCAGGUGAUCGACUUCCUGGGCUACCAGUGGGCUCCGAUCCUCACCAACUUCCUGCACAUCAUCGUGGUCGUCCUGGGCCUGUUCGGCACCGUCCAGUUCCGGCCCAGAUACGUCACCGGGUACGCCGUCUGGCUCGUCGUCUGGAUGACCUGGAACGUUUUCAUCAUUUGUUUCUACCUGGAGGUCGGAGAUUUGUCCAGAGACUCGGACCUGGUCCUGACCUUCAACCUGUCCAUGCAUCGGUCCUGGUGGAUGGAGAACGGGCCGGGCUGCAGGGUCACCCCCAUCCUGCCUCCUCCUUCCUGGGCGCCGGAGGACCACCGGUAUAUUUCUAUAUCCGGAUGUCUGAUGGACUUCCAGUUCAUCGAGGUGGCUCACUCCUCGCUGCAGAUACUCCUGGCUUUGGUGGGUUUCAUCUACGCCUGCUACGUGGUCAAACUCAUCUCUGAAGAAGAAGACAGCUUUGAUUUUAUAGGAGGGUUCGACUCGUACGGUUACCAGGGGCCUCAGAAGACCUCCCACCUGCAGCUACAGCCCAUGUACAUGUCCAAAUAAACCCAGAAGCUUCUCCAGGAGUUCUGCCUUACCGACGACCCACUUCUUCAAGCCCCGCUCCAUCUGAACAAACAGAUUCCUGAUCGACCUGAACUUUUCUCCGUCUGCCCGGCUGGAGUUCCUGAUGAAACACCGGCCUCGUGUGGUCGGACUCGGUAACUGCAGGACGCCGCUCCUGAACUCCUGACGUUCCCUCAGGCUCCCAAUGUGAAUAUCCAUCCCCGUUUCCUGCAGAGAAACUGUCGCCUGACCAAAGAGCUCAACCCAGACAAACAUCUUCUUCUUCUUCUUCUUCUUCUGCUCUCGGUGCCUGACGGAUCUCACACCGGACUUCCAGCUGAACUACCGAUGGACGAAUGUUUGUCUCUUUUUUUGGUUUUUCUAGAAUCUGGACUUGGUCUGAAUGUUAACAGCUUCAUGUCAUCCGUGCAUGUGAACACACACGUGCAUGCACACUCCUUCACCUUUUUAAUGUGAAUCCUAACGAUGUUUACAGCGACUGGAGGAACCCUGAGACGCUGCUGGACGUUCCACGUGUGUCUUUUGCUGUCUGAAUAUUUCGUCUUCCGCCCGAGACAGAAGAGUGGAGGACAGACAGCGGCUGGUCGUCCUCCUCCGUCCUCUAGUAGCCCAAUCUGUCAGACGUGUUGGUUCUGUGUUUAAGACAAGAUAAAAGAGUCCAGCUCUGAUUAAAGGAGAAUUCAGACUCAUUUCAACCUGCCGAGUUUCACAUUAACGAACUUCCUGCAAGAAAAAGACGGUUUUCGUUUGAAUUUCUAGUUUUCUGAAGCAGAAAUUCAACAUUUUUCCAGCUGUGUUUGCUUUAAAAGCUGCACAAUCCUGGAAAAAUCAGAAAACAUCCAGUAAUUUGUCCAGAUAAAUUCAUUAGCAACAACUGCAAGACAGAAAACCUGUUUUUGGUCGACGUCUUUCGUUCUGUAGCUGAAUUAUUUCAAUACAACUGAUUUAUUUCUGCAGCCAAAUCUUCAUUUUUAAAUUUUUUUCUCUCCUGUUCCACAAUCAUUUUGCUGUGACAAGUGUUUCUGGAUGAGCUAAAAGUAAUUUCUAACAGAUUUUGAGUCACAUUGGGCAAGUUAUUCAUCAUUUUGGGCCACUGUUGAGGCUUUCAGCACUAACUUAGAGGUUUUUUUUAGACAAAUUUGAAGUCAUUUUACACAAAGUUUCAUGAGUCAUGUUGAACAGAUUUUGUGUCAUUAUGGACACAAUUAAGGUAAUUUAGGGGAUUUUGAUGAGUUUUGGGUCAUUUUUGACAAAUUUCAAGUCAUUUCUCAUGUUUGGGAAUGUUUGAAGUCAUUUUGGACAAAUUUUGAAUCUUUUUUUGAGAAGUUUCAAGUCAUUUUGAGCCAUUUUUGAGUCAUAUUGGACAAUUUUGAGGCUUUGGCAGCAAUUUUGAGUUAUAUUUGACAAAUCCGAACUCAUUUUACACCAAAUUUGAGUCUAAUUGACAUUAAAUGAAACGUUUCAAGUCAUUUUGGACCAUUUAUAUGUAAUUUUGGAGAUCAUUGUGCAGAAUGUGUCUCAUUUUGGACAAGUUUAAAGUCAUUUUGCACCAUUUUUGAAUCUUUUUGGACAGGUUUCAAGUCAUUUUAGACAAAUUUCAGGUAAUUUUGCAUAAUUUUAAAGUAAUUUUGGAGAUGUUUUAAGUCAUUUCGGAGAACUUGUCUCAUUCUGAACAAGUUUUGAGUUGUUUCACACCAAUUUUGAGGCAUACUGGGCGAUUUAGAGCUAUGUUGAACAAGUUUGAAAUAAUUUUCAACAAGCUUCAAGUAAUUUUAAGUCAUUUUGCACCAUUUUUGAAUCUUUUUGGACAGAUUUCAAGUCAUUUUAGACAAGUUUCAAAUAAUUUAAUAUCCUUUUUAAGUAAUUUUGGAGAUGUCUUAAGUCAUUUCUGAGAACUUGUCUCUUUCUGGACAGGUUUUGAGUUGUUUCACAUCAAUUUUGAGUCACAUUUGACCAUUUUUGCAUCAUUUUGAACACAUUUCAAGUCAUUUUGGAAAAGUUGCACGUUAUUUCAGACAAAUUUUGAGUCAUUUUGGUCAAGCAGACCCAAAAAAACCCACAUUAAAGUGAAAUCUGGCAGGUUGAACUGAACCAGAAUCCUCUUUGAGUAAGUGAAAUAGAUGAAAAUCAGCCAGAAGCUUCCACCUGGAGACCAGACGCCCUUUACAGAAACGACAAUCACAGUCAGAGUCCUGCAGAGAGACGAACCUUCACCAACGUGGAAAUCACUCGAUUGGUUAUUUAUUCCUUUAACUUAUUGAUCGAGACUCAGCGGCUCCAAUCUUCCACAAAUUCAAACGCUCAAAGUGCCAACAGCUUCACAGAUUAAUACAAGUCUCACUUUUAAUUUGUGGUGGGAGAUGAAUCCUUGUUGUGUCGCAAUCACUGGACCAAACGUUGGAGGCGUCGGACGCUUUCAGAGGAAGGAUGAACUGUUUCCCUCCACAGGCUGCGUUCCGAGGGUUUUGUGUGUUUGCAUGAGGUGUUUCCAAACGUAUUUAAUCUCAUGCCGACUAAUAAACAGUUCCGUGGAAUGCUCCUCUGCUCCAGAGUCCGAAACGUGAACUUUGUGGAGUUUUUUUUUCUAUAAAUAACAAACCGAUGAUUGAAAAAAAGUAGAAAAAAAAGCAGCUAAAAUGUACCUUUGAGAACUUGUAGACGUUUUUUAACCACGUGUGGCCGUGUUUACUGUUUUUCUAGUUGACUAAUACCGUAUGAUGUUGUGUAUAAGUGGGACUACUAUGUUUUAUUCCUUCCAACUGUACAGCGUAUUUCAGGAGGAGAAUUAGUUGCACUAUAGCCUGUAAUUCUUUCAUUUCUGUCGGGGCUGCAGGUUCACUUCCACUUCAAUUAAACUAAAUUUAACCAACAUUUGACCCGUUAGACGACAUUUAAUGAGUAAAAAUAGCCGCAGAUGGACGUUUUUGAUAAAUUCCAAUCCGGGAGCUUAAUCGAUGCAAUUAAACGACACUUUUUGAAGUGAAAGUGAAUUGAGUUGUUGAUUUAUUCGUCUUUUCGAUGGAUUGAUUUAACCGACACUGUAAUAAUCCACAAUUUGGCAAAAUCAGAAGGGAUUUUCAGAGAUAUAACGUGGCCCAUAUGUGUGUGUGUGAGUGUGUGUGACUUUGUUUUCUGUGUGGCGGUUAAUUAUUCAGCUUUAAAACCCAGAACCUGCAAAAGAAACUCCAAUUUAAUCCAAGCAAGAACUCAUUAAAGAUGAAUGAAAAGCAAUAAGAGCAGGAAUAAGAUAUUUUAAAGUCUCACAAUCACUUUUAGCUGCAGAUUUAAUAAUUUAGACUCUAAGAAAAGUCUGUUUGUGGCACCUUCAACUUCAGAAUUAAUAGGAAAAAGUGAAGCUAAGAUGUUUUGUUUGUUAGAAUCAAUAAACUUUCAAUCAAGCUUUUGUAGAAAUCUGAAUUCUGUCAGUAAUUGGUUGAAUUAAGUGAUUAAAUGCAUUAGAAGCUGCUGAAAACAAUGUUUUGAAGGAUUGUUUGACAUAAUAUUGUUCCAUCAAGUUAAUAUUUUGCGUAAUUUCAACUCAAAUUUCUACAUUAGUUGGUUUAAAACUAAGUUCAAGUUGAGGUAGCUGAACAAAAUUGGCUCAAUAACCUAAUUUAACAUACUUAACAACUGGCAAUUAAAAACGCAUUUAGCUGUAGAGGAAAAGCUAAAUUCUCUAACUCAGUGUAGUUUGUUGGUUGAACUUAAUUUAAUUAGAAGUUUAACUUUUCUUCCAGAAAUCACUUAUUUGUGAUGGGCAGAAUAAAUGCAACUUUUUAAGUUUAUUACUCAAAAAAUUAUUUGUCCCAACUAUUACUUCCACACUGUUUCAAAGGAACUUAACUACUUACCACUUAACCCUCCUGUUGUCUUCAUUUACAGGCACCAAAAAAUAUUGUUUCCUUGUCUGAAAAAAAUCCAAAAAUUCAGCAAAACAAUUCCCCAAAUUUCUGAAAAUUUGCAAAACCUUCAGGAAGAAAAUUCCAUUGAAAGUUUUAUUUAAAAAAAAAAAAAAAAAAAUCCCCCAAAUUUGGCAAGAAAAUUCUUGUAAAUAUUUUCAAAAAAUGAGUAAAAAGCUUCCAAAAAAAAUCCUAAAAAUAUCUAAAGUGAUUCCAUAUAUAUCAGUAAAACUUCUAAUAUUUUCUUUAAGAACAUUCACAUAAAAAUCAACCAAAAUCCAGUGAAAUUUGCUGGAUUUUGGUUGAUUUUGUUUGUUUGUUUGUUUGUUUGUUUGUUUGUUUUGGUAGAUUUUUUUGUGACUGUUCUUAAGAAACAUUUUUAACAUUUCUUUUUUUCCACCAAAAAAUGUUCAGAUAUUUCCUGAAAAUGUUGAAAAUGUGGACAUCAGAAGUUUCACUGUGAAAAAGUCUGGAUUUUUUGAAAAGGGUGAGAUUCCUGAAAAUGUACAAUUCUGCAUUUGAUGUCAAAAUUUUGUGUUUAGUGUAAAAAAGAACUGUGCGAACAAGGUCAGAAUUCACCUUCAAGAUCUGAAUAUCAUUUGUUAAAAUACACAGAUACAGAUAAAAGCUGUUGUUGAAUGAAUUCAUUUUUAAAAGCAGGUGCAGUAAGAAUUUAGUUUACAGUUUACAAUUAUGGUAAUUAACCCUCGUGUCGUCCUGCAGGUCAAAAUUGACCCGUUUUAAAGUUUGAAAAUGUGGGGAAAAAAAUCUAUUUUCACAGUGAAACUUCUGAUGUCCACAUUUUCAACAUUUUUUGGUGGAAAAAAAGAAAUGUUAAAAAUGUUUCUUAAGAACAUUCACAAAAAAAUCAAACAAAAUCCAGCAAAUUUCACUGGAUUUUGGUUGAUUUUUAUGUGAAUGUUCUUAAAGAAAAUGUUAGAAGUUUUACUGAUAUAUAUGGAAUCACUUUAGAUAUUUUUAGGAUUUUUUGUAAGAUUUUUACUCAUUUUUUGAAAAUAUUUACAAGAAUUUUCUUGCCAAUUUUGUGGGAUUUUUUAAAAUAAAACUUUUAAAGGAAACUUUUAAGGAAUUGUUGGAAUUUCCACCAAAUAUAUUAACAAAUGUAGCUUAAACUCUGUAAUAAAGUCUACUGUUGAUCAUAUUACAAUUGAAAAUAUUAAAAAAAUGCAUUACUCUAGAGGAUUUGUAAAAGGAAUGAUAAUACCUGAAAGUGUGCCAGAAUUGUUUGUUUUUCCUGAACUCAAGGUGAAAAAAUUAAGCUAUCGCACGAAUGUCAUUGAGUUAUCUCCACUUGAAUUGAGUUUUAAAUCAAUUAAUUCAGAAAUUUGAGUUUCAAUUGCACCUAAAAUUGAGUUGAUGCAACAUUUGUAGGUCAAGUCAACCAUAAAAAUAGUGUUUGAAACUUUAAAUGUUUUUCUAAAUCAGCAAAUUUGACUUUUAUCUUGAAAUUAUGCAUCUAAUUAAGUGAAAUAAAUGGUUAAAUGAGCAUUUAGAGGAUUCGAUAAUCAGUCUGCGUUAGUGAGUUCAGGUUCUGGGUUUAAAGUUUAACGUUCAUCGCUGAUAUGAACCUGUCCGUUGGUUUAACUCCUCUUUUUAUGAUGGUUCCCCCCACAGCUGAUGUACAGAAACUAGAAGCUGGGAUUAAAGUAGAGCGUGGAGAAGGAACGACAAA
This is a messenger RNA of Amphiprion ocellaris (clown anemonefish), 7155 nucleotides long. It is a transcript of the gene nkain2, whose product is annotated as sodium/potassium transporting ATPase interacting 2. The record is from RefSeq and is a predicted model, not a curated record. Bases 916 to 1542 code for a protein of 208 amino acids. Gene Ontology annotation, biological process: regulation of sodium ion transport. Lineage: Eukaryota; Metazoa; Chordata; Actinopteri; Pomacentridae. The transcript has 7 exons.